Molecule: messenger RNA, 1077 nt
Organism: Stylonychia lemnae
Lineage: Eukaryota; Ciliophora; Spirotrichea; Sporadotrichida; Oxytrichidae
Source: the annotation of a GenBank genome assembly
AUGGACAGAUCAGUUUACUUCACUAUUUACAUUUUCUUAUUUAUAAUGGGAGUUCAUAGUCAUGAAUGGGGUAGCAAAUAUACUGAAAUAUUUGACAAUAAAAAACCUGAAAAAAUGGAGUCACUGAAUGAAUUGUUCACAGCUCUUAAUCAAAUUAAAAACUUUUGGUUUAAUACUGUCGUUAUACAUUUCUGCUUCGAAAUGAGAUUAGUAAAACAUAAAUACGAAUGUACUGAUCUGGAUGAAUUCAAAGCCUCUAGAUAGAGAAAUUACUAGCUCAGAAAUAUUGUCUUAGGCCAUAUUUUCAUGCUACUAAGCAUAAACUUUAUCUUUUAGAUAUUAGAUGAAGAAGAAAGAAAAGCUACAUAACUUUAAACUCAUUCAUACAAGAUUACCCUUAUCUCAACAAGCUAUAUGAGAUUUAUUUUCGAUUUGGUCCUUUUAGUUAUGAUUGUGAUGAAUUUCAAAUUCAUUUUUGUUGAUUUGGUAAUUAAGAUGAUAUUUACCCCAUUACUUGUCUAAAAAAGCUAUCAUUGGUUGCAUGACUACAAUGUAGUUUAUAAGUUUUCAUUCUAAUCUACAAUGUUUUUCCUGCAAGGUUCAACUUUGGUUUAUCUAUUUUACUUUCAAUCAAAACUUAGAGAAACCAAUGAUUCUAACUUUAGACUAGAACUAAUAGAAAGAAGUGAUAGUAGAGAUACUAUAUUUCAAUAUAGAUUUCUUAAAGAGGAUAUCAGAGCUGAUUCUACAGAAAGUUAUAAUUUAACAACUUAAUGCUCAACAAACUAUAAUCUCAAUUCAACAGCAGAUUAUAAUUCUGAAAUUAGAACAAAUACAGUUAUUGUAAGAGUUAAUGAUUAAGAUUAAAAAUAAUAAGAUUAACUUUUCUACAAAAAAUAAGAUACUUAUAUCAAGAUAGCAUAGUCAAUCACUUUAGAUGAGGAAAUAACUUAGAACCUUAGCUCUCAAAUAAAGGAGCAAGAUGGAGAAUUACCUAAAAUUUUAUUAAGUGAGGGAAGUGAUUUCCAAAGAUUUAUCUUAUAUUGUAUGGGCUUUAAACUUAUUCCAGGAUAUUGA